AUGUCCUUGCCCCUUCCGCCGACGCUCGCUGCUCGCGCACUGCUUACCGCUUGCGGCGCCAUCUUCUGCACAUCUGGCCUCGUCGGCUUCAACGUUCUCGUGCCCGGACUGGGCGAAAGGUUUGGCGGCGAAACUGCCAGUGGGGCAGAGCGUAUGGCUUACGGUGCGUCUCUCUCGAUGCUCGCAUCCCUUGUGCUUUGCCCUGUCAACUUCCUCACCGCGCGAGCGAUUGGCGCCGGCACUCUCUCCGCACCUCGUGCCUGCCUCUACGCCUCAAUGGCUGGAGUAGUUGGCCUGGGCGGGGCCGGACUCGGCGUCCUUCUCGAGCAGUACUGGCUCUCGCUCCUGUCCUUUGGUCUUGGGCAAGGCGUCUCGCUCGGCGCGUCCUACAUCGCACUGCUCGCCGUGACGCGCGCGUGGUUUGCGAAACUCGGCAGGCCGGGGCUCGGCUUUGGUCUCCUCGGGGCUGCGAUGGGCGUCGCCGCCGCCGUGUUUGCUGCAGCCGCAGAGCUGCUGCUUCGCUCCUUUGGGAUCGGAGAGACCUUGGUCAUCCUGAGCGUUGGUGGGGAAGCGCCUCGCACGCUGCUGCGCUCCGGACGCUUCUGGCUCUUUGCGCUUGGCCUCCUGCUUGCGCUGCUGCCAGGCUGGGGCUUCAAGCUGCUCGUCUCGUCCCUGCUGAGCGCGCGGUUCGACACCGACCUGGAGACGGGAACCAAGGUGACUACUCUAAGCCUGCUGCUCUACGCGGGGUCUCGGCUUGCGGCCGGCUGGUUGACCGACUGUGUGCCCGCGACAGCCAUGUACUCGGCCACACUCGGAAUUCAGCAGGUGUUGGUCGGCCUGCUUGCCAGCAUGGCCUCCGUGGGCGUGCCGGAGGCCUCGCUUGAGGCCUUUAGCGGCCUCCAGGUGUGCAUCACGAUGUGCUUUGGAUUUCUCAAGACGCUCUACCCGCUGGUGGUCGGCUGGAUCUGGCCUAAUGACAUGAUCGCGAUCGGCCUGGUGGCGCCCUGCUUUGGCCUCGCAGGCGCCAUUGGCCCCGCCGUCUACCUAGUCUCCCUCGCCAGCCGCGGCGGGGAGGAGGCGGCCCUCCUCGUCCUGACCGCGCUCCAGCUGCUCGCCGUCGUCUUUGUGUCCGCGGCCAUGGCCAGCCGCCUUUGGAUUCGAAGCGGCAGUGGGAGCCACUCUCCGCCUCGCGCAACCGCCCCCGAGGCGCCAAAAGAGCCAGAAAAGGAGGGGGUAGCGGGUGAGUGCACUGCCGUCGCGAUCAAAGUUUGGUCAGUGUGA
Molecule: messenger RNA, 1284 nt
Organism: Emiliania huxleyi CCMP1516
Lineage: Eukaryota; Haptophyta; Isochrysidales; Noelaerhabdaceae
Exons: 2
Coding region: 1-1284 (427 amino acids)
Source: RefSeq, a predicted model, not a curated record